GGUCAGUACGCAGACGUAUAUAUGUAUGUCCUUCAGUCAUUUAGUUGGCCAUCGUCCAUCAGAUCGUCCGAAAAAAUGUAUGUAUGUCCAGACAGACAGGCAAAACAGACACACACAGACAGACAGGCCGACACGACAGACAUACACGCAUCUACGCAUCAGUCCCUCCCUCCCUCCCAUUAAGCACGUGAGCACGCAUCGGUCAUCUAUCUCACCCGCCUCUCUCCCUACGUAUUAAACGUGCAGACAAGCACGUAUGAAGUGAUGUCGGCUACUCAUAUCUAAUCACGCAUUCACCAAAGAAGCACACAGCAGUGUGUUCCCUUUCCCCACUCACAAAGCACGCCAUGUAUCCAUACAAAGCACGCAAUGUGUUCCCCUUUUGCGUCCAUGCAGCGAGAGUAGGGAAGGCAGUAUGUGUCCUUCCCUUCUCCCAUCCACGCCACGCAAAGCACGCAUCAAGCGAGCACAAGAAAAACAGGCAACACACACGCCACGCGUUAUAUUCUCCUCUCCCCAUGCACGCAAAGCAUGCAGUGAGUUCCCUUUUGCAUUCAUGCAGCGAGAACAGGGAAAGCAGUAUGUGUCUUCCCCUCCCUCGCCCACGCCACGCAAAGCACGCAUCCAGCGAGCACAAGAAAGACAGGCACCAUUUACGGACACGUAGAAAAAGCACACCCCUCUCCCCCCAUUGAGUGUCACUCACAUGUCCAUCUCUAUACGUACGAGGCUCGUACGCAAAGCAAGUAGCCUGCGUCUGUCUGUACGCCAAGCUCUUACUUCUGUCCGUCCAUCGGUCACCAAUAAUCAUCAACCUACAUACACAUACACGCACGAUGCACACAACGCUCCUUCCUCCCUCUGUAUCCCACCUCUCCUGAGGAAGCUGAGGAUAGGGGCUUCCUUGUCCUCGUUGGGGGUGAAACUGCCGUCUUGAAUAAACACAGCAAGUUGAUUCCACGUGAGGGGGUGGAAGUUGAACCCCUCUUCAUCAUGUGGACAGCUGAGUAAUACGUGGGUGUUGUUCUCAUCCUCCAUAUCAACCAGUAGCAGAAUAUCCCCUUUGGUGGUGUGUUUGCCGAUGACAAUAGGCACGACUUCCUUCUCUUGCAUCUCAGCGAGGUCGUCCGACUUGGUGGUUUUCGCCCUCUCCUUCUCGCCAGUCUUCUUCUGAAAGGAGUUGCCCAUUGUGAAUUGAGAGAGGGAGAAUGCGGGGCACAGGAGGGUUGCGGGAUGGCAGAUGCGAGCGAGAGGGGCUGGCAGGGAGCCGAGAGGGGACGCUGGGAGGCCGAAACAACAGCGGACGCCAGUGUGUCCG
Vitrella brassicaformis is the source of this 1318-nucleotide messenger RNA. Lineage: Eukaryota; Vitrellaceae. The record is from the annotation of a GenBank genome assembly.